GUCACUUCCGCCGAGUUUCCGCUUUCCACCCGGAGGAGCAAGAAUGCGAUCAGGUCGUUUUUUCUAAUUGAUAAUUGUUCUAUGUGUCGUUCAUAGAGGAUACUGCAAUUUACCUGUUAUUUGCUGUCUGUCAUUCGGAAGGUUAUCUCCUUUCUCUGUUGGGGAUAUCCAUCUUAUCUCCAGCUUGAAAUUCUUUCGUGAAAUAUCCAUGGCAUUGAUUACUUUCCGGUAGCCCGUGACUUUGACGUCGGAUUCUCCUCACCACCAUCCAACCGGGCUUCCUGCCUGGAUGUACUAGUACUCAUGUCUGCUGUCGCACCAGAACAUGUACAUGAUUCAUCACCGAUCAGCUCCAGAAACCCUCAGCCUUAUCGCGUAAUAGCGGACGCCGUCCCGCACUCACAUCUUCAGAUGGAACAAGUCGCAGAUUCAAGACCAGCACGAGGACCCACGACUGGUGAUAUAAGUAGGAACGCAACGGUAGCCACGACACAAACGACUGCCGUCGAUGAUGCUUCGUCACCGGGUUAUAAAAAGAAUGGCCUCGGAGGCCCACAACAGAUGAACAAGCGGAGUUUGGACUAUGUAUUAAGGAGUGGCCUUGCGGGGGGUGUGGCGGGGUGUGCGGCAAAAACGGUGGUUGCGCCGCUUGACCGUGUCAAAAUCCUUUUCCAAGCGUCGAACCCGCAGUUCGCCAAGUAUACAGGCAGCUGGUCUGGCCUGUUAUUCGCGGUUCGGGACAUUAAUCGUCACGAAGGGAGGAGAGGCCUGUUUAAAGGUCAUUCUGCGACCCUUCUCCGCAUUUUCCCUUAUGCCGCCAUCAAGUUUCUCGCAUAUGAACAGAUCCGAGCGGUGAUAAUCCCGUCCCGGGACAAGGAAACACCAUUCCGCCGCUUGAUUUCUGGGAGUCUGGCGGGGAUCACAUCGGUUUUUUUUACGUAUCCGUUGGAGCUCAUUCGAGUACGAUUGGCGUUCGAGACUAAGCGAUCUUCUCGCUCUUCCUUUACGGAUAUUUUCCGACAGAUCUACCGCGAGCGGGUUUCGCCGCCUUCCGUACCAAGCGGUCUCUCAUCCAGCCCCUCGGCCUCAGCUGCAGUCACUGCCACGACUGAAGUCUCCUCUGCUGUGAAUAAAGUAGUUCCUAGCUCUGGACUGGCGAACUUUUAUCGUGGAUUUACGCCUACCCUCCUGGGGAUGCUUCCCUAUGCGGGAGUGUCUUUCCUUACGCAUGACACCGUUGGUGACUGGCUUCGGUCACCGGGACUCUCGCAAUACACAACUAUUCCAGGAUCUGAAUUGCAGUCCAAGAAAGGUUCACAUCGCGCUCAACUGACCGCCGCGGCGGAACUUUUCUCUGGGGCCCUUGCCGGUCUUGUCUCUCAGACGUCAUCCUACCCGCUGGAGGUCAUCCGGCGGCGAAUGCAAGUAGGAGGAGUAGUGGGCGAUGGUCAUCGACUAGGAAUCGCCGAGACGGCUCGGACGAUCUGGCUUGAGAGAGGCUUCCGGGGGUUCUGGGUUGGUCUGAGCAUUGGAUACCUCAAAAUUAUUCCUAUGACAGCCGUGAGCUUUUUCGUGUACGAGCGGAUGAAAUGGUCCCUGGGGAUUUGAGAAUGUUGAAGCGACUGAUUGUAUAUUUCUUUAUUUCGCUUCGACCUUUCCAUUUGGGCAAGACUAGAGACAUCUUGUCAUGUUGACUCCGGUUUUCUACUGUUUUCCUUAGAUAUUGUUUUUUUUCCCCUUCCCAUCUUACCUAGAUCCAGAGGUAUUGGCGUCGUUUGGUUGUCAUGGUUGACAUUGUUCAUACCCAUUCUUUGCAUAGUGAGGCAAGAGCUGCCUCUGGUGGUACUGUACAUAGAGCACAUAGUUGGAAUUUUGUGCAUGAACAGGAGUGUUUAUAGAUGAAGAAUAUACAUCUUGAAAAG
Molecule: messenger RNA, 1922 nt
Organism: Aspergillus pseudotamarii
Lineage: Eukaryota; Fungi; Ascomycota; Eurotiomycetes; Eurotiales; Aspergillaceae
Product: coenzyme A transporter
Exons: 2
Coding region: 304-1608 (434 amino acids)
Biological process (GO): transmembrane transport
Cellular component (GO): mitochondrial inner membrane
Source: RefSeq, a predicted model, not a curated record